CACCCCGUCCCACUCGGUGGCGGACCGACCGCAUGUGUUGGUGAUGGAGCGUCGGCAGCGCCACAUAAAGCAACACCGCUGACUCAUCGCACCCACAAAGACUUUCAUUAUUCCGCCACACACGCACACACAGAGGCAACGACCGAAACAAAAACUUUUCCCUUUAAAUCUUUUACCAGCCACCACCAGCACACCCACCCCCCCCUCCAAAAACCUGGUAAGCCCCGUUCCCCCCGAAUCCACAUUAUCGCCGAGCGAGAAGGGGGGAAAAAAAAUCCGCGGGGGGGGGGUUACUUUUGGUGAAAUCAAUUUUUGUCGAGAAAUAAACUUUCUGAGGGGGAGAGAGAAAAACAAAAAUUUCCUCAAAUGUACGUUUUGGGCACCUGGGCCGAGAUGAAGCCAGAGAUCAGCGCGGCGGUGGGAUUUAUUUGUAAACUCCUCCGGACCAAGGCAACGGUGGACGAGCGGCAGCUGCAGACUUUCUGCCAGUCGCUGCAGGAACUGUUGGCGGAGCACUACCAGCACCACUGGUUCCCCGAGAAACCGUGCAAAGGCUCCGGGUACCGGUGCAUCCGGAUCAACCACAAAAUGGACCCCAUCAUCUGGAAGGCGGCGAACCGGAUCGGACUGAGCGACCAGCAGGUCUUCCAGCUGCUGCCGAGCGAACUCACCCUCUGGGUCGAUCCCUACGAGGUGUCGUACCGGAUCGGCGAGGACGGCUCGAUCUGCGUCCUGUACGAGGCUCCUCACCCCGCCGGCCACCACCACGGCCACGGCCAUGGCCACCGCCUGGGCGCCGGCUCGCCCCCCUUGCCCGCCUCCCUGGCCAUGGUGGACGGCAGCCGGACCAGCUGCAAGGACGAGCUGCUGCUGGGCAGGACCAGCCCUUCCAAAACCUACAGCAUGAUGACCGUGUCCAGCUAGUGCGAAAAAACAAUAUAUAUAUAUCUAUAUAUAUAUAUAUUUCUAUAAAAAGGAGGGAUCUCCCCACCCCAACCCGCCAAAAAAAAAACUAAAUCU
Molecule: messenger RNA, 1020 nt
Organism: Carcharodon carcharias (great white shark)
Lineage: Eukaryota; Metazoa; Chordata; Chondrichthyes; Lamniformes; Lamnidae
Product: protein BTG1-like
Exons: 2
Coding region: 367-924 (185 amino acids)
Biological process (GO): negative regulation of mitotic cell cycle; negative regulation of cell population proliferation
Cellular component (GO): nucleus; cytoplasm
Source: RefSeq, a predicted model, not a curated record